GUUUUUUCGUCUCCCUUCGUUCCCUUGCAGCAUCCCCGGGUUCCCUUCUCCCGAAAGAACUGCCCAAAGUCAAAGAAGGCCUCCACAGUGCAAGAAACGUCUGUGAGGGACGAUGCCGUUUCACUACCCAAACCCACUGGGGCGGCUCCGCCUCGGCUGCAAGCGUUAUGGUUUCGUGUCGACCAAGGGAGAGGGCAGCGACGGGCGUGCAGACAUCGUCGAAGAAGCGGGCGGCCAGAACAACCCCAUCCUGCUCAAGUGGACGAGAGACGGCGAUGGGUGUGUGUUCCAAGAAGCCAUCAAGACGGAGCGCAUCUGCUCGGACGCCGCCGACACGGGCGUCGUCCCGAAGUUCCACGGCAAGACGGCCUUCCGUCUGCAGCCGGACGCCCAGAACCCCCACAACAAAUGGGGUGUCGGCUUCGGCGUCGAGCUCGGCCAGGGAUGCGCCGCAAGUCGGGUGCAAGACGCCGGGCAGUCCAUGCGCGGCAACCUCCUCCUAUACAGGGAAAUGGUACGUACCUACUUACAAACACACAGACACGGAUGGAUUCAUUCAUUGCAUGCCUGAGCGAGCGAGUGGCGGGCGGGAGCCAAAGGCAGACAGACAGACAGGCAGACGUAUACACAUAUUUAUUAUCAUAGGGUCUGUCUGUCUGUUUCUGUGUGUGUAGGUACAUGCGUUGAAGACACUGCACAGCAGCGGAUGGAUGCACGGCGACUGCAAACUUACCAACGGUAAUUGCGAGCGAAGUCCACUCAUAAGGAAAUAACACAUGGCUGCAUGGGGCUGGCAUAUACGCUGUGUUCCUUCUCUCUUUGUGUGUGUCUCUGUCUGUGUAUUUGCUCAGCCGUGGUGCCCAUGGAUGGGCUGCUGCGUCUCAUGCUCAUCGAUUUCAACAGAGCCAAGAGACUGCAGGAGAUCGCAGCGGCCGCUAACAUCGAGCCGCAGACCGUCGGCCGGUCGGAGUCGAUCACGGGAGCGUUCGCCUACUGCUCGUCGUGGGCGCGCUCAGGGGCAAGGAGACCGGCGCAACUAGAAGAAGUAAGCAAGGAACCGAGAGAGACGAUGCUUACUCCACUUGGUUGGUUCAGGGAUCGCUGCCUGCAUUUUAUAUCUGACGACCUCUUACUUAUCCGCCACUGCAGCAACACGACAUUCAAGUACGAUUGGAGAGCAACUCGUGACGUCUCUGCAUUUCAUUCCUCCCUGUCCUGUCAGAUCGCCGUCGGCAGUCAACACCGCAUGAUAGCGAAUUGGCUUCAGCAGGCGCCUCAGGUCAGCCUGCCACUGCAGCGGCUGCCGCUGAGCAAGUUGAGGCCGACGGAGCGGCCACACAGGGGAUGGAUGUCAUUGCGAGGCCGCGGCAUCCCCUCAUGCGAUCUGUAGAUGAUGAUAUGGACGACGGCACAGACGAAGAGGAGGAUGACGGCCCUUUGGAGGGCGGCUUCUUCACGUUGCCAGAGCCGGCCAUUCCGCCCAUGGAGAUUGCCCUGCACGUCGACCUCGCCUCGGCAGUGGAGCUUCCCGAGGACGACCCCAUGGUGCAGGCCAGCACCGAGGAACACGAUCAGGUUGAAGACCCCGAGCGACGGUACGUUCACAUCACUUGAACAAAUAAGCUGAUGCCGAUUGAUACAGAGAGCGCAUGCAUGCAUCCAUUCGCCAUCUAUAUUAUUGUGUGCCUGGGUGCUCUUUCUCUCUUUCUCUGACAGAGACAGCAGCUGCGUCCCGUUCAGCACUCAGUGCAUUCAAACAUCUCUCUCUCUCUCUCCCUCUCUCUCUCUCUCUCUGGCUCUCUUUAGGCAUUACAAGCGACUGGGUCUGCCCCUCCCCGAGGAGGAGCAGGAGCAACUCGACUUCUUCACAUGUGACACUCACCAAGACAUCUGGCCUGACCAGCUGGAUCGCAUUCGACACAUAUUCGGUAUGCACACAAGGUCAAGCCCACAAAACGCUACGGACGGUUCGUUGUCAAUGGUCCUGGCUGCUCUUCAAAUCCUGUAUUCCAUUCAAUGGCAGACACGUUGGAAGUCGUCGAGGAGGUCUCUGCCGAGGCCGUGGAGGAGCGGUUCAAGCCGGACUUCUUCACCAAGACCUACGACCACCCGGUCGAAGGCGUGCUGCAGGCCAUGCAGAGGGGAGUGGAGAGGGGACGAGCACGAUGCAAUCAUGACAUCGAGGUACACACAAAUCAUUCAACACACAUCCACAAAUGCCCCCCUGUCUCUUCUCUCUCUCUCUGUGCUGUCUGUCUGUAUGUGGGUGUCUGUCUGUGUGUGUCUGCAGGCUGGUCUGGUUUGCUGCGCAUCGCUGCUGGAGGGCAAGGAGGAGUUCAUGAAGGUGGUGGGGCUCAGCGUCGCGCACAGGGAGGCCAUAUGGGAGUGGCCACUGAAUACUUCUGAAGGCACGUGAUGAAAGACACACGGCUCACCGGUGAAAUCCACUUGGUUGGUUCAGGGAUCGCUGCCUGCAUUCUAUAUUCGACGGAUUCUUACUUGUCGACUACUGCGCCAAGACGACCACUUCAUUCGCGCCUUCACCAAGGGCUCUUCUUGUCAUGACGGACACUUGACACAUGUCCCUUUUGUCUGGUCUCUCAGCUCAGCGAGAGAAGCUGACGGGAUCGUUGCCGGCCUUCGCCGCGAAGGUGCGUAAGGAAGAUAGAACAAGGAGGAUAAUGCAUCAAUUUGUUCAUGUCUCCCAUGUGUUUCCUCUGUUCCUCUACGCAUACUCGGCCGCGUCGACAGCCGUCUAGUGGUCGACCAACUGCAGACCCGCCACACCCUUACAGGGGCGAGAGACAGAGAGGGGGAGAGGGAGCCAGCUAUGCACACUGUGUGCAGUGUGUGUGGUUAGGCCAGCUACACUGCUGCCAACAGUGGUCGACGAUGGCGCCGGAGCGCGUCGACGAGUUGCAGUACAUCAAGCAGCGUCAAGCGGGCAGACGUCGGACGCAUGGAUUGCAUGCAAACACGUGUGCGUGUCUGUAUUCUGUCGCCCUGGCUGCCUGCAGGACCCAACUGCGCCUCAGUCUGUCCACCUCGACCACAUUCAGCGCCCUCCUGGACGACUAGGCCCUGAAGGAGGGAAACACGCAUGGCCACUGCAGGCACACGCCUGACUGCAGUGUUUGUUGGGUGCUCUCCCUGUGCUGUCUGUCUGCGUGUCUGGUCAUGCAGAAGUUGGCGAGGACUGAGAGGCGCGCGGAGGAGAAGGCUCGAGCGGAUGCUCUGACCGCUGAGCUCAAGGCCGUCAAGGAGGCUGCCAAGACGCAGGCCACCCUGGUCAGUGACACAACAAGAACCUCCAUCCGUCCACACACACACACACACAUCCAUGCUGGCCUCCAUCUAUCUGUGUGUGUGCGGGUGUCGCCUUGACUCGUUGGUUUGUUCAGCUCAAGUCGGUUCGGGUGUGCGAAGCGAGGGCCAGCAGGGCCGCCAACGAACACGACCUGGACAAGUACAAACUGGAGCUGGCCAACCGGCUGCUUCAGGUAUGUAUGUAUGUAUGUUGUCAAGGCCACGCCAGGGCACACACAUGUUGUUUGUUCUGGGUCUGCUGGUGGGGUCUGUUGUCAGCCCCAGGGGCAGCAGCAGCCCCACCAGCAUCGAGGCCAAGAGAACCAGCAGCCCCAACAACAGACCCUCACCAAAGACAACACAGCUAAAAGCGCAAGCGCGGCACGCGGCUCAAGGCCGAGGCCGAUGCUCUCGCUGCCAAGGCCAAGGGAUACCUCACGCGCCGCACCAACAACCGACAGCAAUGGAUGUGCCGACAGCCCCACCGGCUGGGCGAGGGCUCCCGUGCCAUCGUCAGGGCGGGCCUGGUGAAUGGGGAAUGGCGGGCAUUCAAAAUCGCCGUCUUUGACGGCACCAACACCAAGUGGCGCGUCGCCCUGAGGGAGAUGGAGGUGGAGAGGCAGCGCAUGGCCAUGGUCCAGGCCAACAGGGAGAGGGAGGGGAAGGAGCUGCAGCCCUUUCUGCGGCUGUAUGACGCCGCCACCAGCCUCGAGGACAAGGCGGCCUACCAGGAGUCGGCUGGUGCGCCGCCGAAGCCCUGUGUGUACAUAGAGAUGCAGCCACUCAACGGUGAGCAGACAAUGAGGGGAAAUGCACUAGAUGCACUCAUUCACGGCUGCUUUCUUUGUCUUGUCUUGAUUCGUCAGAGCCCCUAGGGCCACAGAGGUACGUCAGCCUCAAGGAGCUGAUUUGGGAUAUGGGGUGCAACACGGCGGCCAUAGGCCGUAACCCGCGAGGCGGCCCCAAGCUCCGCCUUCUCUCGGUCAAGUACCUCGUGCGGGCGUUCGCGUGGGCGGCGAGCACCCUGCGCACAGCCCUCGAGGAGGACGGGCUUAGUUUGCCUGGACCACUGCGCCAAGAACAUCUACGUCAACAAAUACAAGCUCGAAAGGCAGGAGCAGCCCGACGCCUUCCUCAUCGACCUCGCCAACACGGCGCUCGUCAAGCCCCCUGGCCCCUGCAUGCACUCUGCCGACGGCACCGUCCCCACCCCUCCCUGUCCCCACGCCGCACUCAUCCCCGUCCGCAAGGCCGCCCAAAGAGAGGAGCAGCAGCUGCCCACCUACACCUGCUUCCACGCUGCGCCAGAGCAGUUGCUGUUCAACACGGAGCAGCUCGUCAGAGACGGCACACAAGAGGACAUCGCCAAGUGGGGCGGCGAGACCCUCGAGCAGGGGCCGGUCAAGUGGGGUCACAUUUGGGACAGACAGGUGUUGCUGCGGGCAGGGCUGCGGGAGCAGCAGCAGCUGGUGGGCGAGGGGCCGAUGCUGGGGCUCUGGAUGACGGACAGGACGCCGUCAUUCAAGCUCGGCUGCAGCCUGUACAAUGCCCUGCGCGGCGAGCUGUUCAUCGAGAAGCUCGAGCGGGAGGACGGCAACUGGCCAGCGGAGCCACAGCCGCCGAAGGAGCCGCCCCAGGACGCCGCCGAGGACGCCAAGGCCGCCUAUCAGCAGCAGAGGGCCGCGUACGAGAAGGCCAGGAAGGCCUACCAGCAGCACAGGAAUGUGCAGCAGGCCAUCAUCGGCUACUGGUGGGCAGACCAGCGGCUGCGCGUGAUGGACAGCAACGGCCACCCCAUUGGCGGCAAGGAGGGGCUGUGGGAAUGCAGGGAGGAGAGGGGGGCUGGAGUGGGUAGAGGGUGCCUUGAAGCGGCUGGACAGGAUUAGGGAGGCGGCGACUCGGCCACUGCCCCUCGACAGGUGCAGUCUGGCCGAGCAAGAGCAGCAGCUGCGUAGCGUGGUUGCUGAUUUGGAGAGCGUCGCCAAGGCGAAGGCGUCCGGCAGCAGCCCAGCAGCGGCGGCGUCUUUGUCAUCCACAGCCGCAUCGCCCCAGGGCGCCCACUGCCCCGCACCACCCGCGUCGCCCGACACAUCGCCAGCACCCGUAGUGGCCGCAGGCCGCCCAGAAGGCCAGAGAGAAGGUGAGCAAUCAUGAGCGACAAGUACGUAGCCCAUUGUUCUCUCCCCCUUGUGUCACUCAGACGACUCGAUCGCUGCUUACAUUUUAUAUUUGUGGAGACCUAUCAACCGUCAGCACAUGAUCUUCCCUCCCCAGAGGGAGAACCAGCAUGCCGCCCCCGAGCAGGUUGCCCACCUGGUGAAGACAAUCAAGGAGUGUGGCGAUGCCCUCGAAAGGCCGGGUCUGAAGAUGAUUCAACAGGCCAAACUCGUCAUUUAAGUUACCAGGCCGGGCGAUGUGGAUAGGGUGCUGAAGAGCGGCGCCGAUGGUGCUGAAGAGUGCAUCCAUCAAGAUGCUUGGGGAAUCGACCAGCUCACCGUCACGAAGACAUAAGACUUGAAGUGUCUCUGACGGUGCCGCGGGUGCCGAACAUGCUCUGCUGCCCUAGUGUUUUUGGAGAGGGGGACUCCAGAUUACCAAGGGAGUGAGACGUACACAUGCAGAGCGAGACACAACUCUCCCCCAACCAUUCCUGUGUGUCCUUGGCGCAUUCGAGGAUGUGGGUGUCGUGUCUGCAGCAAAUUCACCCGGCGGGGCUUCUGCAUGGACUUCACGAGUGCCAGUCGCUGCAGGAUGAAGUACACGUACAUAUCAGGCACUCAACAUCAGCAGCUUGGCUCAUUCAACUGUGUCUCCUCGCCUGCCUGCAUUUUUAAGGAUGCGACGGCUCCACGACAGCAAGGGCUCCUCUCGUCCACAAGAUCGUUAAGACAUAUGCCAGACCAGCAAUGCAGGCAGGUGCAUAUCCGGCUGGGAGCUGACUGGCGAGGAGACCAAGUGCGUCAGCUGCCAUUCAGGACGUUCAGGACGCUGAUUGAUGACCGACUUUGCAGCACCAAGGGCGGAUAGAGGCAGGGAAGGGGGGAGAGAAUGCUGGCCGUUCUUGUGUGUGUGUGAGCUUUGAAUAGGUAUAUGCGGGUGUCUGUUGGAUGUGCGGACGCUGCUGUGAAGCACUUCCGUGGCCAGUUUCCGUCUCUGUGAGUGGGUGCGUCGUGAUCGAUCUUGUCUUGAGGUGCAUCG
Messenger RNA from Vitrella brassicaformis, 6504 nucleotides. The record is from the annotation of a GenBank genome assembly. Lineage: Eukaryota; Vitrellaceae.